GUGUACUUAACGGAUCCGUCAAAGACAUGAACCACAAGAACAGCCACAAAAAUUACCUGAACCAACUACCAUCGCAUCACAUCUUUCUAGUGAUAGAUCGAUCAACUCCUACCAAAAAAAUUAAAAAAGAAAAAUUGCAACGAGUUCCCAGGAUCUGGUUGACUUUGGUUGUGUUUCUGAAUGUACAUGGUUCUAAACGAUCUCCACUCUCUCCUAAGAUGAAGAAUUCUUCUUCCUCUUCACCUUCUUCUUCCUCCUCUUCUUCACCUAGCACUUCUCUGGUCAUCGGUCUGAGCAAAGCUUUACUUAUCUCUGGGGUCAUUUUCUUCAUCGGCAUCGUCCUCAUCCCAAACAUCCGAAACUGCCCCGCCGAUUACGCAACCGAAGUUGUCUCCAAAUCCGACUCGGCCACAAAGGGGACAUUAUCCUCAGUGUCUUUAUUAUCCCCAAACAGCAACCAUUUGGGGUCAUCAUCAGCUCCUCAAGAAGACGAUGAUGACCCCAAUGCUCCGACCAGCCUGAAGCAUCUGAUGUUCGGGAUGGUGGGAUCCGAGGCAGCCUGGCACCACCGCAAACCGUACGUGGAGUCAUGGUGGCGGCCGAAUCACACGAGAGGGUAUCUGUUCCUUGACGUGAACCCCACGGGAGAUUUGCUCCCGUGGUCCCCGCUCUCCCCGCGCUACAAGAUAUCUGAGAACAUAACACGAGUGGUGCAAGAGACGGGACACGUCGACGCACGGGUGGCGCGUAUGGUGCACGGCAUAAGGGAGACCGUCAGGGCGGCAGGGGACAAUAAAGGCGUGCGGUGGGUUGUGAUGGGAGACGACGACACCAUUUUCAUGGUGGACAACCUGGUCCAACUCGUGGCCGGUUACGACCACACCAAGUAUUACUACAUCGGCGGCCAAUCCGAGUUUGUGCUCUCCAACUUCUGGUUCUCGUUCAACCAGGCCUUUGGGGGGGCUGGCUUUGUCCUCAGUUAUCCCUUGGCAAAGGCUAUGUCGGAUGGGAUUAUGGAUUGCCUGAAGAGAUAUUCCUACCUCACCAGCGCCGACAAAACCACCAUGUCCUGCGUUGCUGACCUCGGAGUUAACAUUUCUCCCCACAGAGGCUUUCACCAGUUGGACAUGCGGGGUGAUAUAUCGGGGUUCCUAUCGUACCACCCAAACGUGCCGUUAAUGUCCCUUCACCACUUCGACAUGGCGGAUCCGAUCUUCCCAUUUGUGGAUCGGGCAGAGGCGGCACACCGGAUAAUGAAGUCGGCGCAGUUGGACCAGAGCAGAGUGAUGCAACAAGUGAUCUGCUACCAUCGCCCGCUGAACUGGUCCUUUUCCUUGUCGUGGGGAUACUCUGCUCAGAUCUAUGAGCGGAGAAUGCCACGGAGCUACCUCCAGAACCCCAUUGAGACGUUCUUGACAUGGGGGGAGGCCAGUAACCCGCCCUUCUGGAUGUUCGACGUUCGCCCCCCGCUCCGGCGACCCUUGCGAGGCUCCUCAUUUCUUCUUCCUCAGGACUGCCAAGCUCAAGAAACGUCAAAAACUCAUCACCCCCAGGUCCGGGAAUAAUAAUCAUCAUAAUAAUAAUAAUAAUGAUGAGAUCCUAACCACCUAUUUCCGCUCCUGGAAGCGCGGUUUGGGCCCCUGUUCCGCCACCACACCAAAUCGUUCCGCUGAUCAAAUUUCCCGGAUUCAAGUCAUCUCUCCCGCCACAACCCGCUUCCAAAACGACAGAAGUGAAUGCUGUAACGUGGUCCGGGUGAGCAGAACUAGAGCAUCAAUUAAGUUGAGAAGUUGCAAGGUAGACGAUGUGAUUGCUUAGAUUCACGUACCCUUAGCUGUAAUUCCGAUCGAUCAUGGCCGCUGGCCGGCCGGCCGGAUCUAUACACAUAUAUCAAGUCUACGUAAAUUAGAUUUUUAUUGAAAUCAUUAGCUAGGGUAUACCGUAUACAUAUAUAUGCAUACUUUUAAUAUGCAUAUAUUGAUUGAUAAUGAAUGAGUACAUGUUUUCGAUCUCACUCGCACGCUGGAAUAAUAAGUACGAUCAAUUUUUGGAGUGCAUUCCAUUUAUUCCUCUCCGAUACUCAUUCAUGAGAUGCGUCUAUUAUUGUCAAUCCUAUAUUGGUAUUCGGAUUACAAAUUGAA
This is a messenger RNA of Cuscuta epithymum, 2141 nucleotides long. The record is from the annotation of a GenBank genome assembly. Lineage: Eukaryota; Viridiplantae; Streptophyta; Magnoliopsida; Solanales; Convolvulaceae.